Molecule: messenger RNA, 1542 nt
Organism: Anas platyrhynchos (mallard)
Lineage: Eukaryota; Metazoa; Chordata; Aves; Anseriformes; Anatidae
Source: RefSeq, a predicted model, not a curated record
AUGGCAACGGCGGCCGGAAAUACGCCGCGGCUGCUUCCGGGCGGAAGCGGAAGAGGCUGCUCGGAUGCUGAGGGCGCUGGCUGGGGCUGGGCGGAGGUGCUGGCGGCCGCCGCCGGUGCCCUGCAGGCUGGCGGGCUGGUGGCGGUGCCCACAGACACGGUGUACGGCGUGGCCUGCCUGGCACAGGACUCCCGCGUGCGGAGCAUCUACGGCCUGAAGGGACGCAACGGGAGGAAGCCGCUGGCCAUCUGCCUCGGGGACGUGGAGCACAUCUACCGGUACUGCCAUGUGAACGUGCCGGAUGAGCUGUUACGGGACCCUCCCGGACCUGUAACCCUGGUCCUGAAGCGAUCGGAAGAACUCAACAAGGACUUGAAUCCCUUCACCUCGCUGGUUGGCGUUCGCAUUCCAAACCACCCUUUUAUUAGAGAGCUGGCACGAGCUUGCUCUGGACCCCUGGCUUUAACAAGUGCUAACAUCAGCAGUCAGGCGAGCACGCUGACGGUUUCGGAAUUCCAAGACCUUUGGCCUCAGUUGUCCUUAGUCAUUGAUGGAGGCCCCGUAGGGGAUGUCCAGAGCCCGGAGUGUCGUCUGGGGUCAACUGUGGUCGACUUAUCUGUGUCGGGGAAGUACACCAUCAUCCGACCUGGCUGUGCGCUGCAAUCCACAGUUGAAAUCCUGAGACAGAAGUAUGGCUUGGUACCGGAAUCAUCCUAAGACUUCAGACUCCAAGGAGGCUCUGCAGAGCUGGUGAAGCUGGGCACCGUGUGCCUGUGCGUUCAGCAAGUGCUGUUAAUGGCCUUGUUUAAUGAGGUCGAUGGGUUAUGGCAGGUUAAUAAACAAGGGGUAAUGAGAGUGACAGUCGAUGGGGAUCUGUUAAUUACUGUUACAUCGGCUGAAGCCUGAGAAUCCAACCCGGGUAUUUCUGCUGAUCUCUUUGUGCUGCUGUACCAUUCCCCCAGACCUGUCUGUUUUAUUUACCUCAUCUAAAAAUAAUUUGGAUGUUGGACUGUUCUCAGGAUGCGAUGAUGCAGACAGCGUCACUGGUCCUCCUUCCCCAUAAAACUUAUUCCACGUGUUCAUUUAUUGUAUUUACGCCAAAAGGAAAACAAGGAUGGAAAAGAGUUUUUUUUGGGCUUCUGUGAAUUUAUAGCUAUGUUGUUCUCUAGCUUGUUCUUUGUUCAAGUGUCCCCUCCCUAGAAGAGUGUUGCUCAGAAAGACCUGACCUCCUGCUAACGCAGGGAAUAAUGCCAAGCUCUUGGUGUGCUGCUCGUCAUCUUUUAAUGUGGGUCUUCCUUUCUUGAUUUUGUUCUGUAACCAGUGACUAAGCUGAAUAGGGAACGGAUGAAAAUUUGCUCUGGUAUUUACUCUUCAAGGAAAAGUAAAAUUUAUGGAGUUAUUAACAAUUUAAAAACUGCUAAGGAACUUGCAUGUUUUUGUUAUAAAUGCUUAUUUUUGUUGUCUGUCACUUCUGACAGACUUAAGUGCUUAACUAGAACAUGUAUGAAAUCAUCGUGAAUAGAACCUUGUUUCACAUCCAGA